GGUGCCGCGUGUCUCGACGCAAGUCUGCCCAGUGCCCUAGUGACCAAAAGCCCUGUUCGCAGUGCGAGUAAACACGGCGUCGAGUUAACUCGCGUCCAACUCUUUUUUUCCCACGAUUCUCGUUCAGUGAUCCUUUCACGGCAAUCGACUACGUUGAAUUGUACUGGACAAAAAGAAAAAAGAAAAAAAGGAAAAACGACAGAGCGUGACCGCGUAUAUUCGCAAUAUUGCUAAUGCGGCCGUUUCGCGACACCAGCUUUGGAGGUUUCUUGCCAAUUUCAACAACAAGACCAGUGCCAAUGUUCGUGCUCGUGUCAACGACUCCUAGUUUUAUAAUAAUGAAAUGAUCACAGUGUGUAAUAUCCGCGAGAUACGCAUGGAUUGUUUCCUAUAAACAGUUUGUUUCGCUACAGUGCUGUUACUUCGUAUAAUUCUUACUUAAAUUUGCUGUAAAAUUUCUGCACCCGAUCAGUGAAGUGGUGAAAAAAAACUUUGUGAAACUGUUUCUUGAGAGACAAUCGUUCGUUAACGUAUAAUACACAUUAUAAAGUAUGCGUGUGAUUACUCGCUGAAGCAACAACUUCGGUUGUAAUCAAACUUUAAACCCGACUCCCCCCCUCACUAAGCGUUGACGCUAAUUUAUGCCAUACUUCAAGUAAGUGCGUUCAGCACGCCAAGAUGAUUGCCGGCGUAAAUAGUUCUCUCACAAAUCCAUCCGACGAGAGAUAGUCGAUGAUCCUAGCCUCAUCACUUGCUGCGAUUAUGUUUAACGAGAUGACCGGGAUGAGACAACCGGUCUGAAAUUAACCAACAGUGCAGGCUAACAACGCGAGUCAGAAAAGUGCUUGAAUGUUCCCUUGAAUAAAUGGAGGAACUGCUAGCUGGGUUGUUGCAGGCACCGAUUCUUCUUCCACCCAAAGUGGAAAGUUCGGCGCUGCAGCUGGUAUGUCCGCUGGAGUCACGUCCCGUUCAACUUGUCUACCGGAAUCUCCAGGUGGUCAAGGACAAGAGGGCUCUCCUCCGCGACGUAUCAGGGGUCGUCAAACCGGGAGAGCUACUCGCCGUCAUGGGACCGUCAGGCUGCGGGAAAACAACGCUGCUGAAUUGUUUAUCCGGACGAGUUGGUCUGGACGGUGGUGAGAUUUGGCUAAAUCGAGAACGUCUUACGAAGAGGUGGCGCCGAAGGAUAUGCUACGUUCAGCAACAGGACGUCUUCUUUCCGGAUCUCACCUUGAGGCAAACACUCGAGUACCAGGCUCGCCUCAGGCUGCCAGACACGCUUUCACACUCUCAGAAGAUGCAGUGUGUAGACCACAUAAUCGAGGUUCUUGACCUCGCCGCCUGCCAAGACACAAUUAUUGGAGACUACACGAAACGAGGCCUUUCCGGCGGCGAGAAGAAGAGGACAAGCAUCGCCUGCGAACUUCUCACCAAUCCUUCUUUAAUGCUCCUCGACGAGCCCACGAGCGGACUCGACUCCCAUUCGGCCCAGGCUCUGAUCUCCCGGUUGAAGAAGUACGCCGAACAAGAAGGAAAGAGCAUCGUCGUCACGGUCCAUCAGCCCAGUUCGCGAAUGUUUCACAGCUUCAACAAGCUGCUCCUACUCAGCAGAGGCCAGGUAGCAUACUACGGGCCGACGAACAACAUCGGCAGAUUUUUCUCCACCAUCGGCCUCACCUUACUCCCGCAUUACAACCCCGCUGACUUCAUACUCGAACAAAUAAAGGGACCGGAAGAGGUUCGAGAGAGGAUAGUGGCUGCGGCUAGGGCGGCGAGGCAGGGAAUCGACUGCCCGUUGGAACUUCGACCAGACUACAACCCCAGCCAGCAUCCGCUCUGCGAUCACCUGAUCCAUUAUCACGAGCACCAUAUCACCCACAAUGGAAACGGAGAAUGCAAGGACAUUACGAACCGAGGAAAACUGGAUAUGUGUGUGGUCAUUAACCCCCCGAACCACAACACCAGCAGUCACGUUUACAGCGCGAUCGUAAAGGAGGAUGACGGAAGGACCCUUUGGCUCGAUACCCAAAGUCACGCGAGUAGCAGCACAAGUUCUUCGGACGACGAUUACUCCUGGCACUGGCCAACGAGCUUUUGGUCUCAGUUCAAAGUACUGUCUGAGCGGAACUUCCAAGAGGCCAGACCCAGAAUGCUGUCCCGGCUGAACUGGCUCCAGACAGUCGCGUUGGGUCUUUUGGCGGGUCUCCUUUGGCUUCGCCUUCCAAGAACAGAGGCCGCCCUCCACGACAUCCAGGGAUGGAUGUUCUUCAGCACAACUUACUGGAUGCUGUUCGCCCACUUCGGAGCGCUCUCUAGCUUUCCUCCCGAACGCGAGGUAAUCAACAAGGAGCGUCUCUCGGGAUCGUAUCGCCUCUCGGCUUAUUACCUCGCCAAAAUGGUCGGCGAGUUACCGUUGACAAUCACACUACCGGCGGUUUAUCACAUAAUCAGUUAUCCAAUGCUGGGUUUUCACAGUCCGGCUGUGUUCGUCACUCUUCUGGCGUUUCUCCUGCUGAACACGGUCGUCGCCCAGAGCGUGGGCUUCUUCGUGGGCGCCUGCUGCCUCGACCUCCAAGUCAGCAUAACGGCAUCGGCGCUCUACACUCUGGGGACGCAAUUACUUGGCGGGUAUCUCGCCACCGCUGUACCCCCGUGGCUCGCCUGGGCGAGAUACGCCAGCAUGGUUCACUACGCCUAUCAGAAUAUGCAGAUACUCGAGUUCGGCGUCGGGGAGCCAAUCAUGUGUGCCCAACCGAGCAAGUUUUCCGAGUGCAAGAACGGAACGACGAUACCGGUAUCAGCGAUCUUAGAGGGACCGGGCGGUGCUGCCGGUCCUGGGUUGCCGUUGUGGGCAAACACUGCGGUUCUACUAGCAUUCUUAGUCGUAUUCAGGACGCUAGGAUACCUAGUUCUACGUUAUUAUCGCGUACCCAAGUGAGCGUAAUAAUGAAACGCCACCUAGAAUCCAAUUUUGUACACAAGUUUUCACGGAUCUUUAUUAUUAUAAUAUACUAUACUGAUAUCACUGUUAUAAAUACAAUGUAAUAAUGCGAAGAUAUAGUACUCAGCAAUACGAUUUAAUGGAUAGUAACGCGUUGGAGGGUCCGAUUAGACGAAGAAAAAAAAAUUAUCGUAGACCAGAUGGAGAAAACGAUGUUUGACGUUGUGGUAAUUUUUUUUCUUCUUUCGGUUCCUUUUUUUUCUCUUUUCAUCGUGGUAAGAAUGGUAUGAUCAUUAAAUAUUGCCAUGGCGUGAAAAUAAUAAACAAAAAAAAAACAAAGACAAUGAAUUUGAGGAAAAAACGAAAAAGUAUGGAAAAAACAUGCUGAAAAUCGACUGACAUUUUUACGAGCGAUGGACAUUUUUAAAUGAUUUUAGGAUAGACUUAAUGUAAUUUUAAGUAUGUAAUAGGUAUAUCAUAAUACAUAUUAUAUGGAUAUGUAUAAUAAUAUAAGACGCGGAGAAGCGUUAAUAGUGAAACAUUAUGCUGCCAACUUUACAAUAGUAUCAAUUCUCCUUACAUUGCAUAUAUUUAUAUGUGUAAUGUGAGUAGUAUAUAAACAUGUAUAUUCACGUAACUUGAUCACGGGCUAAAAGUUCAGAGAGAAGAAGAGAAAAAUAUCCAAACUAAACUGAAAGAAAAUGAAGAAAAAACAAUAAAAAAUCAACGUAUACUUAUAUGAAAUCAUUAAUCUGUACAUAUAUACAUAUAUAUAUAUGUGUGUGUGUGUGUCUAUAUAAAACAAAUUGUACGCGAGUGGUAUAAAAAGAUGUGAGAUCGUUUGACCAGUUGCGGAUAACAAAUAAACAGUGAAAGCGAAAGACCGAUGUCAGAUGCUUACCUAGAUCCUCUCCGGAUUCUUAAGGACGUUGAGUUGCUGUCUUGUUCGCAGUUCACUUUGCUCUGGCAUUAAUGAGUCCCGUCACUGAUGUCACUCUGAUUCGAAUGAGAUAAAUCGAAGUGUUUGAACUUUGUUCUCACUUAAAUUCAAUUCGUUUCACUUGACGCAUUAGAUCAAAUAUUACGCUACGUAUGUACAUGUAUAUGUAUCUAUAUAUGUAAGAUAUAUCCGCGUACAUAGUAGUAGACCUGUAUUAUAAUAAUAAUAAUAAUAAGAACAACAACAACAACAACAACAACAACAACAACAACAAUAAUAUUAUUAAUAAUAAUAAUAUUACAUCGGACCGUUUAAUAUUAUAAUACAAUAUGAAUACUUUACUGGAAUAUUUAAACGAGAGAACACAAGGAAACAAAACAAUUGUUUAAACAAAGAUUUGGCUGUGUAAACAUUGUAAUAAUUAUUGAUUUUUAUCAGUUUUUUACUUAAAAUAUUUAGAGAGAAAGUAGAAGAGCGACAGAAGGAAAGAGAUAGAUAGAGCGAGAGAAAGAGAGAGAGAGCGAGAUAGAGUGAGGGAGAGAUAGUGAGCGAGAGAGAGAAUAAAUGACUGCUUUUUAUUAUCGAGCGAGUGAAUGAUGAUAAAUAAAUUUCGGUGGGGCGUUUGACGGAUAAAUGAUCCGCUUUGCGGCCGGAAACGCGAAUGGGGGGUAAUUGAUGAGUAACGGCGCGUGAUUUCACGUGAUUCGUGUUAUUGAGACCCGGGUUUGAGUCAAGGUUAUUUUAUUUCUUUUUUUUUUUCAUUUCGAUUUAUCCUUACCUUUUAUUUCUUAUUUUUCCUUGCUACCCGUCAGCGGCUAACGCGGUGACAUGAUCAGAAAGAGAGCGCAUAAAGUUUA
Molecule: messenger RNA, 4738 nt
Organism: Neodiprion virginianus
Lineage: Eukaryota; Metazoa; Arthropoda; Insecta; Hymenoptera; Diprionidae
Gene: E23
Product: ABC transporter G family member 27
Exons: 13
Coding region: 866-2938 (690 amino acids)
Cellular component (GO): plasma membrane
Molecular function (GO): ATP binding; ATP hydrolysis activity; ABC-type transporter activity
Source: RefSeq, a predicted model, not a curated record